Molecule: messenger RNA, 807 nt
Organism: Parascedosporium putredinis
Lineage: Eukaryota; Fungi; Ascomycota; Sordariomycetes; Microascales; Microascaceae
Source: the annotation of a GenBank genome assembly
AUGGAAACUUCACGGGUCCAGUAUGGGCGUAAGGGGAUGAACAUGGCCAACAUUGUUGGCGACCCCUUUGCACUUGCGACCAUCUCUAUCUCGGUGUUGGCAUGGUUGGUGUCCUUCAUCGGCGGCGUUAUCGCCCAAAUCCAAGUCGGCGGCACGAGAAGCUUCCCACCUUUUGCUUGGUGGUCUACCGUCUACAUCUUCUUCCUUAUAAUAGGAAUUUUCGUCACCGUUGCGUCUGAUACCAUUCAAACCUACCACGUCGCCGUUGUCGGUUAUCUCGCUGCCGGCCUCAUUCUUUCGUCCUCUUCUGUCAAUUUCCUCAUUUUCGUCAACCUCGGCUCGUUCCAGGCUACCGCUGCCGGCUUUAUCCUUCUCUCGAUGGUUCAGAUUGUCUGGAUCUUUUACUUCGGAUCGGCGCCCUCUGCCGUCCCUCGCGCGUACCUUGAUUCCUUCGCCUUGACGAAGGAGUCCACCAUGAACCGACAGCCCAUGAACGGCUACGGCGGCAUGGCGAGGCCCGAGACGUCGACAUCCGUCCAGCCCCCAGAUGUACACCUCGGCCCAGCUCAAUGCGCCACGAAACCCACCGUUGGCGCUAACGAUACGGAGGUGGUACCACCUACGGAAUACCCCUACCGCGCCAAGGCGAUCUAUAGCUACGAAGCUAACCCCGACGAUGCCAACGAAAUCUCCUUCUCAAAGCAUGAGAUUCUGGAGGUGAGCGAUGUCAGCGGCCGGUGGUGGCAAGCGCGGAAGGAGAAUGGCGAGACGGGCAUCGCGCCAAGCAACUACCUCAUCCUGUUAUGA